Linum trigynum is the source of this 4457-nucleotide messenger RNA. The record is from the annotation of a GenBank genome assembly. Lineage: Eukaryota; Viridiplantae; Streptophyta; Magnoliopsida; Malpighiales; Linaceae.
AUCCAAAAUUAUCAUUGUCAGUCAUCACUCAGCAGUCAGCUUUGCCAGGCGCCAAUCACCACCACAAGUCACAACCACCUAUCCUCGGAGGCGCACUUAGUCAAUAAUUACCACCUCCUCUUCUCUUCCUCCAGUACUCGAAAAACUAAUAAGCAAAGGAAAAGAAUAUCACAGUACGGCGAACACAGAAACGCGCCUGGAAAAUGACCGCCCCGGCUGAGUUCUUCCUGCUUUCCGACGACCUACUCCUCAAAAUCCUGUUCAAGCUUCAAGACGACCCUCGCAAUUGGGCCCGCCUCGCCUGCGUCUGCUCCAAGUUCUCCUCUCUUCUCCGCAACGCCUGCUGGAAAUCCAAAUGCAAAGCCACCAUCCCCGCCGUCGUCGCCGAUCUCCUACCCUCUCCCGAUUCCGCUGUCCCCGGCGGCUGGUCUGCGCUCCACAAGCUCGCCGUCUGCUGUCCCGGCCUCCUGCACUCCGGCGUGCUCCUUGAACACUCCGAUUUCGGCCUCGAUCUGGAACUCGGCCCGGAUGAGAAUUUCCCCAGGCCUUCCUCAUAUUUAUCGCUACCCAAGGGCCGGCCACCUCCGCCUCCGCCUUCCCAAUCCUCUUCCGAUGCCAAUUUGGACGUCGCCGAUUGCUCUUGGUCGUUAUUCGACGAUCUGUAUCACGAUGCGGUGUACAGCGUAGAUGAAUCAUCUGAAGGUCCUUCGGAUGCGACCCCAGAGGUCGGCGUCGGCGGCGGCGCCACUGUUAAGGUUGGAACAGAUGCCCCCGUUCGCAAGCGGCGGAAAAUCUGCAGAUCUAUGAGGUCUCAUUUGGCUUCGGGCGUCUGGAACCUAAGCCGCGAGCAAGGGAAUAAGCUGCUCGCCAGCAGAUUCCGAGGGGAUUGUCUCUACAUCUGCGAUUGGCCAGGCUGUGUUCACAUCGAGGAGAAGAGGAACUACAUGCUGUUCAGAGGUAUCUUCAAGGACUUCAAGCGAUCUAGGGUCUGGAGGACGAUAAACGAUGGCAACAGGAGGAAGAUCGAUCUUGAUUGCGCCUUCUGCGAGUGUAGGCAGACCUGGGAUCUCCAUUCUGCGUUCUGCUUGAGGAGGGUUUAUGGGUUCCAUGACGACGGCGAGCCUGUUGUUCGAGCUUAUGUCUGUGAGAAUGGCCAUGUUUCUGGCGCCUGGACCGACUUGCCGUUGUAUACUUGACUGAGGAUGAUUGGUAGCAUCCCUCAGCGGUUGUUUAGUUUUUUUGUAUCAUUUCAUAAUCCAUUGCAGCAGUCUUAUUGGUAUGAACAAAUUCAUUCAGGUGCUUGAUAUUCUGGUUCGCUGCUGCGGUUUAGUCUUGUUGCUUGACAUUGAUUCAGGUUGUUGUUGUAAAUGACUCUGUAGUGUUGAAUGUGGCUUCCGUAUGACUACAUACGAACUCUGCCUUUUUCAUUUGCCUAUGCUGCCUGCUUGUAUGCUGCAAUUCAUUGUGAUUCUGUAAUAAAUGGUUUUCUUAUUUGAAUAGAGCCUUGCAAUCAAUCAGAAAGUCGUGAACUUAUUGUGCUUGUUUGUUUAGUUUUGCUUCAAUCGGGCCGAUUGUUACCAGUGUCCAAGGCUAGCGUAAUAUUUAUGGGACCUUGUUGACUGGAAGAUUAUGAUGCAAAAUGGUUUCUAUUACUUGAUUCUGUAACCGACCAUCCUAGGUAUACUAGUGCUGAUUGUUGAAAGAAGGUUUGUCAGAGUGUAAUUUUUAGUUACUGCUGCGGAUGCUUUUGUUGCCUGCAUCCAAAUCAUCCAUCCAGCUAUAAUGCAUAUGAUGUAUUUGUGGUUGCGACAUGAGGAUCAUCUAUAAAGUAUAAACUGGAAAAGAAGAAAAUGCCAGUUUGCCAAAUGCCCUCUUCUGUGCUUGUAUCUCCAGGUGCCUGAUGCUCUCUUCCAUUACCGUUACCCUUCCUUCUUCUCCUUCUCUUUCUACUUAAGUUGAUUAAAAAGAGUAAAAAAGACAUUUCUUCUUACUAGUAUACGUUGUAUGUUUCAAUAAAAAGUUCUUUUAUUUGAAUUCUCUACUACCAGAGAUGAAGACAAGGCAAGGUGGGAUGGCAUGCUCUGACAGGGAAAGGUAUCAUCAAGUAAGUAUUGGUCACUUCCGUCAAACAAAUUAUGGUAUGUUUAUGUUCUUUAAUGUUCCCAUACUUCAUUUUUCCGUUGGUCUUUCUAUGUUUCUGAAAGAAACUAGCCUUCUGAGUUUCAAUAGCCUUGACAGUUAUGGAUUCUUCACUGUCCAACAUUGUUGCAUUAUUUGGUAGUUUCCUUUCUUUUGCAAAAUGAGGCUUCAAAUGUAUGGAAUAAUUCCCUUCGAUUGGGGGCUCUUUGCAGGGAAGAUUGCUAGCUUAAGCAGAGGUGUGCUUCAGGUGUUUGGGUACAGGGUUUCUCAUUGGACAACCAUAAAUGAGCCAAACAUAUUAGCGCAGAGUAGCUACGAUCAAGGAAUAAACCGACCACAUCACUGCUCGCCCCCAUUUGGGACUGCAACAUGUGAUCGUGACAAUUCCACUACAGAACCUUACCUGGUUCUCCACAAUAUCCUCCUGGCACACGUCUCAACCGUUGCGUUGUAUAGAAAAAAUUAUCAGGUUGGUCAACCUUCAGUUUUCUACAGGCUUUCCAGCGUCAUCUCAUGUACUCGUGUAUUAUUUAGUGAUGCUCAAGAAGAACUGUAGAUUCUCUGGUUUGCAGUACACGGUAAUCUAAUGUAGUUUAAGUCUAAUAAUAAGAUUAAAAUGGUCCAAAAUUUCUUGGUACUUGAGAACAAUAUUACUCAGCCGUAUUUGCAGGGUAAGCAACAUGGGCUGAUCGGGGUUGCACUCAAUGCUUUUAGUUUUGUUCCUUAGAAUCCUAACACUAACUUGACAGAAAUGUAGAGGCGGCACAGUGAGCCAAAGCAUUCUACUGGGUCGGUGAAUCGUGCGAUUGACGUCACAGUCUGUGCAAUCUUAGCACAAAUUCAGGAAAACUGAAUUCCAAACUGUGUAAUUGUUGUGUGCAGGGCUGCAGAUCCGCUGGUAUAUAGAGACUACGCACAGAUCAGGAAAAGGAAUAUAGGGGCCAGACUACCAAGAUUCACAACUGAAAGAAUCAGAACUUUUGAAGGGAGCUUUCGAUUUCCUUGGACUCAUACCUAGCCUCACUUCCUUCAACUGAAGAUGCAGGUGAGUGUGAAAGACAGCUCCAAUAGCCUCACGUUGGAGGAGCUCGGGGACUUUAUGCGGCGCACAAAUAAUGACAGGUUACAGGUAUAGUAUAUUCUUGACUCGCUCACUUUACCCAUCAAAAUCCUGGAUUAUUUCUUCCUUCUGUUAAUGAAUUUAUUGGGGUUCUGUGACAAAGACUAAAUGGUUUUUGCUUGCUCUUCUUCGUUGCUUCAUUCCAUCUUGAAAGAUCCUGACAGUUACUUCAUUGGGGGUAAGAACUUACAACUCUUGUUAUUACGAAACCCCCGCCCGUAGCUACUUUGAUUUGUCCUUCGAUAGUAAGCAAUGAUGCACAGCGUCGACUGGCUUUGAUUAUUCAGUUCCCUGUUAGACAUUGGGCUCUGCAAGAAACCUUGGAGGCUUAGAAGCAGCUUUGUGGAAACCCGCCCAUCUACGUCCAUGAAAAUGGUUGGAUGUGUCAUGUUACUAGAAUUGGUUACUGUCCUUCCUUGCCUGCUUUCUGUGGUAGGCUGGAGCGUACUUGAAUAAAAUUUGGGGCGUGGUCUGGGGCAAAUGCAGGUCAAGUCAACAAUCGCAACCCUGGGUUUGAUAGAGUAUCUGCAUGUCUACAUUGAUGCUGCUUGUUUGUACCCUUUGAGAGCGAGGCAGGAGAGGCUGAGGCAUGCAAGACGAGUGGAGGCGCACAAUCUCAAGGACAAAGUUGCUAUGAAGUGGUGGAGAUUGCUGCAAGAUUUCUUUUCAUUAUUUAUCGUUCUAAGACUUAUUUAGUUUAUUUCGUAUUAUGAUAUAUUAGGAUUCUUUGGGGAUUUGAUUACCUCAAAGUAGUUGGAUGCAGACGAAUAAUAAUGAGGUAAAUUUGAGUAGUUGUAGAAGGGGUUUUUUCCCCCGGUGGAAGUUGUAAAAGGUAUUUUAGUAUUAUAAAGAAAAUGAUAUUAGGUUAGAAAUAAUAACAAUAGUAAUUUUCUUAUAUCCUUCCAAAAUCCAAAGCAAACCUCUUGUUUCAUUUUUAUCGACUCGCCCGUUCGUUGUUCGUUGGCUGAAAGAGUUUGAUAUUUUUACAUGAAUGUAUUCAACUUUAAAGUAUAUGUGUUAUCACUAUUAUGUGAGUAAUUCAUUUCCAAAAACUUAGUUUGGAUCCUUUAAGUUUAUUUAUUUAUUUGGAAAGUUGAUCAUGAAUAAUUAAGGAAAAUAUUUGGAAUACUUUAUUGAUGGAGUUAGAAAAUAUCAAACAACGUAUAGAAAACAUGUUAAAUAGAAUACAUGUAUACCU